Molecule: messenger RNA, 4335 nt
Organism: Synchiropus splendidus (mandarinfish)
Lineage: Eukaryota; Metazoa; Chordata; Actinopteri; Syngnathiformes; Callionymidae
Gene: eml3
Product: EMAP like 3
Exons: 24
Coding region: 108-3080 (990 amino acids)
Biological process (GO): microtubule cytoskeleton organization
Cellular component (GO): mitotic spindle
Molecular function (GO): microtubule binding
Source: RefSeq, a predicted model, not a curated record
GUUCUCAGUGUGACGUCUGACACUCCUCUCAGCAUGGAAAACACACUUAAGUCCAGAUUGAACUUUUAAGAAGCCUUUUGGAUCCGAGCAAACUCCAAGUUGCUUAAAUGGAAUCUUCUACAAACAGUUUGGACGACGUUUCAGCGGACGGCAGUUCAGAGUUCCAUGACCGAGCUGCAAUGAUGGAGCUGCGUCUUCAGGCCCAGGAAGACGAAAUCAUGCUGCUGAAAUCCUCGCUGGCUGAUGUCCUGCGCCGACUUCAGUUCCAUGAUCAGCUCUUACCCAUUGUGAAGCAGCAGCUCAUCGCAGUGAACCCGGCGGCUGCAAAGGCUUUGAACCGAGUUGUCUGUGCUGAGGGUUGCAGCAGGAAUCCCUCCUCCAGCUCUGCCUUGGAAGGAGAUCCGCCCUCCACGGCCAGUCACAACGGAGGACCGAUACCAGCAGACCGACCUGCUACUCAGGACAGAUGGACCCAGACGGAGCUUCCCAGCCUAGAACAGAAUGGUUAUCAAGACCAUGUGCUGCUUCCAAAGCGAGUGCUGAGCCUUCAGCUGGAGGACGCUCUCCCACCAGGUUGUGUGAGUGAGAGCUCCAGAGCGAAGCUCCACCGCAUCCCUGGAGUGGAAGUGGAGGAUGAGGAGCAGCAGGAGGAGGAGGAUGAUCAAGAAUCAGAGCAGGACAAAGACUUGAGCUGGACUUCUUCAGUUGAGGAGCCAAUUCAUCCUACUACCAUUCGAGGCCUCCAGAGGGACGACUUCCAGGACCGGAGCUUUUCUCCAGAGGAGCCAAGUCCUUCCUCCACCUCAGCCAAAUCGCCCGACCUGAACCUCAGCUCCCGCUCCAGCCCUCUCUCCCCCAUCCGGGAAGGAGAGAAACAACUGUUGGUUCGCAGGAACAGUGAGAAAACAGGGAGCACGGAGAAGCAAAGGAAACGCCUGGACAAGAAGGCAGCAUCGUCUGCCAACCUGCUGUCACGCUCACCAAGCUUGGAGAACCGGGCCAAGGAGCUCAUCUCCAGUGCAGCAGGAUCCCCCGGGUCCAGAAGAGGAACAUAUGGCCAAGGACAGUCUAUCAAAAUGUUCAUCCGGGGUCGGCCCAUCACCAUGUACAUCCCGUCCAACAUUCAGAACUAUGAAGAUUUGAAGAUGGAGCCUCCGUCAGAGAGACUGGAGCUGGACUGGGUCUAUGGUUACAGAGGGCGGGACUGUCGCGCCAACUUGUACUUCCUCCCGACAGGCGAGGCGGUUUACUUCAUUGCUUGUGUCGUCGUCCUUUAUCACAUCAACAAUCGCACACAAAGACACUAUCGCAAACACACAGACUGUGUACGCUGUCUGGCCAUUCACCCUGACAAGGUGCGAGUGGCAUCCGGCCAAACAGCUGGGGUGGAUAAAGAUGGAAAGCCCCUGCAGCCCUGUGUUCAUAUCUGGGACUCGAACACUCUGGUGACUCUACUGCAGAUUGGAAACGGAACCUUUCAGAGAGGAGUGGGAUCUGUCGCCUUCUCCUCUCAUGAUGCAGGCGCAUCUCUAUGUGUGAUUGAUGAUUCUAACGAACACAUGCUGUCGGUGUGGGACUGCAGUAAAGGAGUGAAGCAUGCGGAGGUCAAGACGACUAAUGAGGCGGUGUUUGCUGUCGACUUCAAUCCCAGUGACAGCACCAACAUCAUCACCUGUGGAAAAUCCCACGUCUACUUCUGGACUCUGAGCUCUGGACAGUUCACCAAAAAACAAGGAAUCUUUGGAAAAUACAAGAAGCCCAAGUUCAUCCAGUGCUUUGUGUUCAGCCUGACCGGAGAUGUUCUGACGGGAGACUCAGAGGGAAACAUCCUGACUUGGGGAAAGUCUGCUGCUGACACCAAAACUCUGGGAAAAGGAGCCAAAGAAACUUUUCAGAUCAUGCGUCAGACCAGAGCCCACGAGGGCAGCGUGUUCACCCUGUGCACCCUUCAGGGCGGAGCUAUUCUCAGCGGUGGAGGGAAAGACCGCAAGAUCAUCCGCUGGAGUGCAGACUUGGCACCUGAAAGAGAGUGUGAGAUUCCAGAGAACUUUGGCGCGGUUCGCACUCUGGCUGAUGUGGACGGGGAGGAGCUCCUGGUGGGAACAACCCGGAACGCCAUCCUGCGAGGAACUUUCACAGAUGGAUUUGUUGCCAUAGUGCAGGGUCACGUGGAUGAGCUGUGGGGUCUGGCGACUCACCCCUCUUUAAACAUUUUCAUCUCUUGUGGAAAUGAUCGACAAGUUUGUCUGUGGAACACAGUGGAGCACAAACUGGACUGGAGCAUCACACUGGAGGAUUAUGGCUUGUGUGCUGACUUCUGCCCAAAUGGAUCAGUGGUGUCAGUGGGCCUGAGUACUGGAAGGUGGAUGGUCCUGGACAUGCUGACCAGGGAGACGAUCUCAGAGUUCACCGAUGGCAAUGAGCAACAUUCUGUCAUGAGAUACUCACCUGAUGGCAGCUUCUUGGCCGUGGGCUCUCAUGACAACUUCAUCUAUAUCUACACUGUGACGGAAAACGGUCGCCGCUACAGUCGCUUUGGGAAAUGUAACGGGCAUUCCAGCUUCAUCACUCACCUGGACUGGUCUAAAGAUGGGAAGUACAUCAUGUCCAAUUCUGGAGACUAUGAGAUCCUUUAUUGGGACAUCGCGGGUGGCUGUAAACUAUUAAGGAAUCGGUUCGAGAGCAAAGACAGAGAGUGGGCUUCAUUCACCUGUGUGCUGGGCUUUCAUGUCAUGGGUGUGUGGCUGGAGGGAUCGGACGGCACCGACAUCAACGCUCUGUGUCGCUCUCACAGUGAAAAAAUGGUUGCAGUUGCUGAUGACUUCUGCAAAGUUCAUCUCUUCCAGUACCCCUGCCCUAAACCAAAGGCACCGAGCCACCGGUACGAGGGCCACGGCAGCCACGUCACAAACGUCAGCUUCACCCACAGCGACUCGCACCUGCUCUCCAUGGGCGGCAAAGAUACCUGCAUCCUCCAGUGGAAGGUGAUUGGAGGUGGCACAGCUAACGGCAGAGAGAGGCUUACCUCCGCUUCGUCCACGUCCACCAGUUCACCAGAGCCAGCUGCACACCAGGAGUAGAGUUUUUAUUUGUCUGUUCUUUAUCACAACCCAACGCACAGCCAUUAGCAGCCGUUGUUUUUGCCCCCAAAUAAGUAGCUUUCAUCCUAAAUUUCACUCAUAAUUGUUAUUGUACAUAAGCUACAUGUCAAUUGCUGUGAGUAGCUGUUAGAAAAAUCUACUGUCAUAAUUUUGGUGUGAAUUUGUCACGGAAGCACGGCGGGGCAGUGCCAGGACGAGUGUUGUGUUCAAAGCUUUACAGAGGCAGAGGAAAUCAUUUUUUAACAUGCCAAAGUUUUAUGCUCAGAGACCUAUAUUAGCUUCCAGCAUCUUGUCUGUGUUGGAAAUUGCAUCCCUAAAGCUUGAACAGAAAGCACACGUUGAAAUAAUUUGACCUGUUCCAAGUCUAUAUCUGUACUGGAACCGAUAUCAGACUCUAGCCAUGACUGACAUGCUCUAUCAGAUAGAGCUCUUUGAAACACAACCCCCUCGGGACAAUCUUUGCCAGUUCAGACAGCGAGACACAUGAAUCUGCUCUGGAUGUUUAAGAUAAGUUGAACACAAGGACCUAGAAAUGAGUUUCUAAGGUCAAACUUGUGCUUUCCUGACUCAUCUCUGACAUUACAAAACAUGAAAGCAUGAUCUUAUGACCUAAAAUCAUCAUUUGUCUGGCUUCUGAAACAGCUUUCGGGGGUGUCUUCUGUCUCACAGGCGCAGUACAUGGUUUUUGUUCUCUGUACAGUUCUACUGCGGCCGUGACAAAGUCUCACCCAACAUCUAUGAUGCUUACAAUGACAUAGAAUGUUUUAAGUGCCUCUCUUCUUCUUUAUGGCCUAGAUAGUCCAUCAUGAUUCAUAAGGACAGUUAAGUAGCUCAGAAGAGGUGUGGAGUGACAAAAAGUCACCUGAAAGGGAAGGGAAACAGGAACAAAAUAGAACUAUGAUCCUUGACUGAAGUCUGUUGAACAUUCCUGCAUCUUGGUCCAUCUCAUUCCACAUCAUGGUGCAUCAACAGUCAACACUUUUUGUGCAUUUAUUAUGACAUUAGACUGUGAUAAACCUUACUAAUGAUUACUCAUUCAGCACGUCUUUUGUGGCCAUUGCCUUAUCGUGUAUUUGGGCAAAUGUGACGUUGCAGCAGCAGUCCUGCAAUAUUCCAAUAUGAACUGUAAUGUGUAUGUCAUGCCACUAGUGGGCAGUGUUGUAAUGCAUUAUUGUGUGACACAUAACAUGCAAUGAAGAUUUUUGUUCUUUCCAAAAAUACUACCAAUAAAAGA